Messenger RNA from Mya arenaria, 1161 nucleotides. RefSeq lists its product as uncharacterized. The transcript has a single exon. Bases 1 to 1161 code for a protein of 386 amino acids. The record is from RefSeq and is a predicted model, not a curated record. NCBI's taxonomy places the organism in Eukaryota, Metazoa, Mollusca, Bivalvia, Myida, Myidae.
AUGGUUAUAUUUUGGAGCAAGCCCAUGCCCAUGCUCAAGCCCAUGCCCAAGCCCAUGCCCAAGCCCAUGCCCAAGCCCAUGCCCAUGCCCAUGCCCAUGCCCAUGCCCAUGCCCAUGCCCAAGCCCAUGCCCAAGCCCAUGCCCAAGCCCAUGCCCAACCCCAUGCACAUGCCCAUGCCCAUGCCCAUGCCCAUGCCCAUGCCCAUGCCCAUGCCCAUGCCCAAGCCCAUGCCCAUGCCCAUGCCCAUGCCCAUGCCCAUGCCCAAGCCCAUGCCCAUGCCCAUGCCCAUGCCCAUGCCCAUGCCCAAGCCCAUGCCCAUGCCCAUGCCCAUGCCCAUGCCCAUGCCCAAGCCCAAGCCCAUGCCCAUGCCCAUGCCCAUGCCCAUGCCCAUGCCCAAGCCCAUGCCCAAGCCCAUGCCCAUGCCCAAGCCCAAGCCCAUGCCCAUGCCCAAGCCCAUGCCCAUGCCCAUGCCCAUGCCCAUGCCCAUGCCCAAGCCCAUGCCCAUGCCCAUGCCCAUGCCCAUGCCCAAGCCCAUGCCCAUGCCCAUGCCCAUGCCCAUGCCCAUGCCCAUGCCCAUGCCCAAGCCCAUGCCCAAGCCCAUGCCCAUGCCCAUGCCCAUGCCCAUGCCCAUGCCCAAGCCCAUGCCCAUGCCCAUGCCCAUGCCCAUGCCCAUGCCCAUGCCCAUGCCCAUGCCCAUGCCCAUGCCCAUGCCCAUGCCCAUGCCCAUGCCCAUGCCCAUGCCCAUGCCCAUGCCCAUGCCCAUGCCCAUGCCCAAGCCCAUGCCCAUGCCCAAGCCCAUGCCCAUGCCCAUGCCCAUGCCCAUGCCCAUGCCCAUGCCCAUGCCCAUGCCCAUGCCCAUGCCCAUGCCCAUGCCCAAGCCCAUGCCCAUGCCCAUGCCCAUGCCCAUGCCCAUGCCCAUGCCCAUGCCCAAGCCCAUGCCCAAGCCCAUGCCCAUGCCCAUGCCCAUGCCCAUGCCCAAGCCCAUGCCCAUGCCCAUGCCCAUGCCCAUGCCCAUGCCCAUGCCCAUGCCCAUGCCCAAGCCCAUGCCCAUGCCCAAGCCCAUGCCCAAGCCCAUGCCCAUGCCCAUGCCCAUGCCCAUGCCCAUGCCCAUGCCCAUGCCCAUGCCCAUGCCGGUGCAGUUAACACAUAUAAUAGAAUAA